AUGGAAUACGCCGAAACAGCAUGGUCGGCGGUCGAGGAGGCCUGGUUGGACCUGGACCAGUACAUUAACCUCCGCGACCUGCAAUCGCUGUCGUCGGGGUCUCUACAGUGGGAAAACAUUCUGCUGGUUUCCACCACAAUCAGUGUCACCGUGACGCUGAUUCUGGCGACCCAGCGGUGGUUUUUCGGCUACAAGAACGCCGCCGAGAAGCCUGCGGUGAUCCACGUUCGAACCCCAGACCAGGCCUUGCCCCACUGGAAGGGCAUUCGUAUGGACCCUCCUACUCUUCGAUCCCAGGAGGAGCCCGACAUGAUCCAGUGCUACUGUCCUGCGACCGGCCAGUUUCUGGGAGCCACACCGGCCUCGACGCUGCUGGACAUUGAUGCAGCGAUUGAAUGUGCUGCAGCUGCCCAGUGCCAGUGGAACCCGUCGUUCAGCGCCCGAAACAAGGUGCUCAAAACCAUUCGAAAGUUCUUGCUUGAAAACCAGGAGGUCGUGGCUCGAGUGGCUUGUCGAGACACCGGAAAGACCAUGAUCGACGCAUCCAUGGGCGAGAUCAUGGUGACGUUGGAGAAGAUCAACUGGCUCAUCAAGAACGGAGAACGAGCCCUUCAGCCCAGCUCACGACCGGGUUCCUCCAACCCUCUCAUGUUCUACAAGGCCGCCAAGGUGGUCUAUGAGCCUUUGGGCGUCGUGGCUGCCCUUGUGUCGUGGAACUACCCUCUCCAUAACCUCAUGGGGCCGAUUCUGGCGUCUCUGUACGCUGGAAACGCCGUCAUCAUUAAAUGCUCCGAGUCCGUCGUCUGGUCGUCGCAGUACUUUGUUCAGAUUGCUCGUGAGGCGCUCCAGGCCUGUGGCCACUCGCCCGAUCUCGUACAGCUCGUGUGCUGCUGGCCCGAGACUGCUAACCACCUCACCAGCCACCCCCAGAUCUCGCACGUGACUUUCAUUGGCAGCAAACCCGUGGCCCACAAGGUGGCAGCUGCCGCUGCCGAGUCGCUUGUUCCUCUUGUCGUUGAGCUUGGAGGCAAGGACCCAUGUGUCGUCUUUGACGAUGAUGGACUGGAUCUCAAGACCAUCGCUCAUACCAUUUUGAGAGGCACUUUCCAGGCGGCCGGCCAGAACUGUAUUGGUUUCGAGCGUGUCAUCGCCCAGCCUAGCGCUUACAAAACUUUGCUCGACAUCUUCCGAGAAACCAUCCCCAAGCUGCGUGUUGGAGCUGGAAUCGACCAGCAGGACGACGUGGAUGUCGGAGCGUGUAUUUCCAACAUGCAUUUUGAUCGUCUGGAGGAGCUCAUUGCCGACGCGGUUGCCCAAGGAGCCGAGCUCGUUGCUGGAGGACACAGAUACCCCCACCCCAAGUACCCCCAGGGUCAUUAUUUCCAACCCACUCUGCUCGUUGGGGUCACUGCCGACAUGGAGAUUGCUCAGACAGAGGUGUUUGGCCCCGUGCUGACCAUGAUGCAGGCCGAGACGGUCGACCAAGCCAUCGAUCUGGCCAACUCUACGAUAUACGGUCUUGGAGCCGCGGUGUUUGGAGCCAACACUGUGACGCUGCGAAAGGCUAUCAACGACAUCAAGUCCGGAAACAUUGCCGUCAACGAUCUGGCAGCCUUCUACGUGUGCCAGCUGCCGUUUGGAGGCUGCAAGGGCUCUGGCUACGGCAAGUUUGGAGGAGAGGAGGGUCUGCAGGGUCUGUGUCUGGCCAAAUCUGUGGCGUUUGACUCUGUGCCCUUCUGCAAGACCACUCUGCCCCGGCCACUGCAAUAUCCAAUUCCCAGCGCCGUCAAGGGAUGGGAGUUUGUCAAGAACGUGAAUAUUGCUGGCUAUGGUGUGGGCCUGUGGAAACGGUUUAAGAGCCUGGUCAGCUUGGGUAAGAGUGCCUAG
This is a messenger RNA of Yarrowia lipolytica CLIB122, 1887 nucleotides long. RefSeq lists its product as uncharacterized. NCBI's taxonomy places the organism in Eukaryota, Fungi, Ascomycota, Dipodascomycetes, Dipodascales. Gene Ontology annotation, molecular function: oxidoreductase activity, acting on the aldehyde or oxo group of donors, NAD or NADP as acceptor. The record is from RefSeq and is a predicted model, not a curated record.